AUGGCCUUCAAUCGGAUUGCUGUCUAUGGUCACCGUGGAUUUGUUGGCUCUCGAGUUGUUCCUGCUCUGAUUGCUUCAGGAGCUCCGAUUACCGUUCUACACCGCUCAAGUUCGGACACUUCCAAUCUUCCCGAUCAUGUGAGAAAGAUUGAAGUCGACGUUCUUGAUGAAGACGCUUUGGUUAAUGCCUUGCAAGACAUAGACAUCGUGAUUUCUCUUGUUGGGGACGAGGGUACCGACAGACAGUAUGGCUUCGUGAAAGCCAUCCCUAGGACUAAUGUCCAGCUUUUCUCACCUUCGGACUUCUGUCUACGAUACUCUGAACAAGGGAUGCGCAUACCCUGUAUGGUGGCAAAGGCGAAAGUAGAACAGGCUUCCAAGGAUGCCGGCAUCCCGACCACCGUUAUCCACGCUGGAAAUUUCGCUGAAUUCACACUGAAUACAAUGGCAGUGGGUAUCGAUCUGCAUGGCAACAAAAUAGUUCACACAGGCAACUCUGCUCAUGAAAAGGUUACCAUGUGCACCAGGAACUAUGUAGCAGCUGCGUACGUCGACAUAUUUACAAGCAGACCGAUAUCCACUAUACAAAAUCGGACUAUCACGUUGUCCGAGCUUGCACCAACAGGCAUGGAUAUCGCUGCGGUCAUGAAACAGAAGAACGGCGCUGAUCCUUUGAUUGAGACACGAAGCUUGGAGGAUGUCGAUCGAACAAUUGAGGACCAUAUCAGUAAGCAGAGCAAUCUUGCUGUCCCGUCUUAUUGCCGCAAAAUGUGGGGGUCGGGAGAGAUGAUCAAGAUGCUCCCUGAUGAACUUUGGGAAAUUAAGGACUACAAAAAAGCAACUUUGGAAGACCUGGUUCUAGACGAGAAGGUCGGAAGCUACAGGGUUCUACCUGAUUUCAUUGUAGAUUACUUGAGGAAGCUCUGA
Molecule: messenger RNA, 927 nt
Organism: Alternaria burnsii
Lineage: Eukaryota; Fungi; Ascomycota; Dothideomycetes; Pleosporales; Pleosporaceae
Exons: 4
Coding region: 1-927 (308 amino acids)
Source: RefSeq, a predicted model, not a curated record